Molecule: messenger RNA, 1100 nt
Organism: Odocoileus virginianus texanus
Lineage: Eukaryota; Metazoa; Chordata; Mammalia; Artiodactyla; Cervidae
Gene: FCRLA
Product: Fc receptor like A
Biological process (GO): cell surface receptor signaling pathway
Cellular component (GO): plasma membrane
Molecular function (GO): transmembrane signaling receptor activity
Source: RefSeq, a predicted model, not a curated record
CGAAGCUAAGCUCUGUCCUCAUGGCUGGGAUCUUCUACUUUUCUCCUGCUUUGCUCUGGGCAGCUCAGAUGCUACUGGCUGGAUGUCAUGCUGCCGCCCGUUUUGAGACUCUCCAGUGUGAAGGACCAGCCAGCACCCAGGAGGGCAUGUGCCGCCCCGAGGAUGACUUCAUGGACCCAAAGGAAGUCAACUUCCAGGUCAAGGGCUUCACGUUCAGUGAACCCUUCCACCUGAUCGUAUCCUACGACUGGCUGAUCCUCCAAAGUCCAGCCAAGCCUAUAUUCGAAGGAGACCCUCUGGUUCUGCGCUGCCAGGCCUGGCAAAACUGGCCACUGACCCAGGUCACCUUCUACCGAGACGGCUCAGCCCUUGGCCCCCCCGGACCUAACAAGGAGGUCUCCAUCACUAUGGCGCAAAAGGCCGACAGCGGACACUAUCACUGCAGCGCUGUGUUCAGGAGCCCUGGUCCUGGGAGCCCAGAGACGGCAUCUCCUGUGGCUCUCACAGUUCAAGAACUGUUUCGAGCCCCAGUUCUCAGAGUCACACCCUCAGCUGAGCCCCAAGAGGGGAAGCCAGUGACCCUGAGCUGUCAGACAAAGCUGCCCCUGCAGAGGUCAGCUGCCCGCCUCCUCUUCUCCUUCUACAAGGACGGCAGGACAGUGCGAAGCAGGGGCCCCUCUUCCGAAUUCCAGAUCCCCGCCGUGUCAGAGGCACACUCUGGGUCCUACUGGUGUGAAGCAGCCACUGAGGACAAUCAAGUUUGGAAACAGAGCCCCAAGCUGGAGAUCAGGGUGCAGGGUCCCUCCAGUUCCGCUGCACCCACUAUCUUGACUCCAGCUCCUCAGAAACCAGAUGCUCCAGAAACUACUUCUACAAAGCCCCCUGGGCCACUGCCUCCACUUCCCACCCCUUCUUCUAAGGAUGCAGACUCCUUUUCCCCUCCGCAAGGCCCAGACCCUCAUCUGUAUCACCAGAUGGGUGUUCUCCUCAAGCAGAUACAGGAUAUGAGAGUUCUCCUUGGUCACCUGGUCAUGGAGCUGAGGGGCUUGUCUAGCCAUCUGAAGCUUGAGACCGCAAAGGGUCCUGCCAAGCAUGAAUAA